AUGCAGAUGCCAGACAUGCCCGUCAACGUCCCAAUUGACGACCCCAACGCCGACACAGAAUGGAAUGACAUCCUCCGUAAACAUGGUGUCAUCCCCGAAAAGCCCCCAUCGCCCACGCCCAUGAUCCAAGAAGCGCUCGAGCAAGCCCGUGAACUCGCCCACGAAAACCGCCUAGAAGGCAAAGACCUAGACGAACUAGCCGAGCUAGAGGACGAGGAAGACGACGACUUCCUUGAUUCAUAUCGCCAAAAGCGCAUGGCAGAGCUCUCUUCCAUAACCACCGCCUCAGUCUACAACCAAGUCUACCACAUCCAAAAACCAGACUACUCGUCAGAUGUGACCGAAGAAAGCAAGAAGGCACAUGUUCUUGUCUUGUUAACAAGUUCGACAGGUACCAACACGGAGUCAAGAGUCAUGAUUGAACAUUGGAGGGAGCUGGCGAAGAGGUUCGGAGACGUCAAGUUUUGCCAGAUGAGGGCGGACCUUUGCAUUGAAGGAUAUCCGGACAAGAACACGCCGACCGUAUUGAUAUACAAGGAUGGCGAUAUCAAGAGGCAGAUUGUUACGCUGAUGCAGCUGAACGGGCCGAGGACAAGUGUACAAGAUCUUGAAAGACUUCUCGUAGACGUGGGCGCGGUCAGACUAGGAGACUCGCGCCUACAAAAGAAAAGGGACGAUGCAGACACCAACCAGAGCAAGAUAAGACAGGGGACCACCGCGGGCGACGACGACGAUAGCGAUUGGGAUUGA
Messenger RNA from Alternaria atra, 750 nucleotides. RefSeq lists its product as uncharacterized. The transcript has 3 exons. Bases 1 to 750 code for a protein of 249 amino acids. NCBI's taxonomy places the organism in Eukaryota, Fungi, Ascomycota, Dothideomycetes, Pleosporales, Pleosporaceae. Gene Ontology annotation, cellular component: cytoplasm. The record is from RefSeq and is a predicted model, not a curated record. Gene Ontology annotation, biological process: protein folding.